CCCAGUCAGCUUCAUUCCGCUUCCGGUUGGCCGGGCGCUUCAGCAAAGUUGUCGCUACUGUGGUCGCGAUGGGCAAGUCAGAUUUCCUUACCCCUAAGGCCAUAGCCAACAGGAUCAAAUCCAAGGGGCUUCAGAAGCUGCGCUGGUAUUGCCAGAUGUGCCAGAAGCAGUGCCGGGACGAGAAUGGCUUCAAGUGCCAUUGUAUGUCCGAAUCUCACCAGAGACAACUACUGUUGGCUUCAGAAAAUCCUCAGCAGUUUAUGGAUUACUUCUCCGAGGAAUUCCGAAAUGACUUUCUAGAACUUCUCAGGAGACGCUUUGGCACUAAGAGAGUCCACAACAACAUCGUGUACAAUGAGUAUAUCAGCCACCGGGAGCACAUCCACAUGAAUGCCACCCAAUGGGAGACUCUGACUGAUUUUACCAAGUGGCUGGGCAGAGAAGGCUUGUGCAAGGUGGAUGAGACGCCGAAGGGCUGGUAUAUUCAGUAUAUCGACAGGGACCCAGAAACUAUCCGCCGGCAACUGGAACUGGAGAAGAAGAAGAAGCAGGACCUUGAUGAUGAAGAGAAGACAGCCAAGUUUAUUGAAGAACAAGUGAGAAGAGGUCUGGAAGGGAAAGAACAGGAGGCUCCUGUUUUUACAGAAUUAAGCAGAGAAAAUGAUGAAGAAAAAGUUACAUUCAAUUUGAAUAAAGGAGCAUGUAGUUCAGCAGCAACAUCAUCCAAAUCAAGCUCCUUGGGACCGAGCGCGUUGAAGACAGUCGGGAAUGCGGCAUCAGUUAAGCGAAAAGAAUCUUCCCAGAGCACAGCUCGAUCAAAAGAAAAGAAAAAAAAGAAAUCAGCACUCGAUGAAAUCAUGGAGAUCGAGGAGGAAAGGAAAAGAAGUACCCGAACAGACUAUUGGCUACAGCCUGAAAUCAUUGUGAAAAUUAUAACCAAAAAACUCGGAGAGAAAUAUCAUAAGAGAAAGGGUGUUGUUAAGGAAGUAAUUGACAAAUACACAGCUGUCGUCAAGAUGAUCGACUCCGGAGACAAGCUGAAACUUGACCAGACCCAUUUAGAAACAGUAAUUCCAGCGCCAGGAAAAAGAAUUCUCGUUUUAAACGGAGGCUACAGAGGAAAUGAAGGUACCUUAGAAUCCAUCAAUGAGAAGACUUUUUCAGCUACCAUAGUCAUUGAAACUGGUUGUUGUAAGAACUACAGAAAAUACACAGGAGGUGUCAGACGGGGAGUCACGCAUCUGUGGCCCCGCCUGGUGUUAAUCUGGCCUGAAGAAUUUCGUUAGGGAGAAUGGGUCUCCCUGGUCAGAACAGGGAAACCAUUCGGAUUGAUAUUUAUGAAAAGCUUUGAAGAUAGGCUACAGGAGUCCCGAAGAUGAUUGGAAGAUAGGGGCCCUGCGACACCCCAGCUGAGAUUUACGGUGACGACCUACUCCUCUCUACAGAAUUACGUUCUGAUCAAUCCCUAGUGGGUUGCAGAAUGCUCCAAAGAAUAAGCAAGCGUAAUACAGGUAACUGUCAGGUUGUUUUCCUUUAUUGCUGAGAGCACAAUACUUUCAGAAACUAAUCAAGAGGUAAACAGUGGAAGAAUCUCUUCCUUUCCACUGAUCCCUAGUAAUUUGGUUCCUUCAUUUGAAAUUCAAAAUGGAGUAUCCAUUUGUAACUCAAAAUUAAUUAUAUAGAGAAGGCAUAUUUCUGGUCUCAAUGGGGACACGUGGACAGCCUUAAUACAAUUUUAGUUGCCUUAUUCAAAACGCCAGCUAUUAAUAAAAGUUUUGAUAAUUGAAUAACAUGGAUUUGACUUUAAAUCUAGUUUUACAGAACUGUGUUGUUCAACAUCCUGCAUAUAAAUAUACAGCCUAAGAUCUUCAUUGUUAUUUUUAGAACUACAGAGCACAUGUAAAAUACUAGGAAUCAAACUAAACAUCUAUCUAAAGAUAGUAGUUUUAAAGUCUAAAUUCUUGCCAAGUAGCAGAGUUAAGUGUAAGAACCUACUUUUGAAGUUUGUGUUACAUAUUAGCAUUUUAAGAUCAGUACUUUUGAAGUAGAAAACAGAAAACAUGGAGUAGACUUUUAAUGUACCAUAGGUACCACAGAUAAAACUAAAAGGCAGUGCCAUUUACCUCUUCAGCACUGAGGUUACCUAUGGAUUCUAGAAAUAUCACAUUUCCUUACUAUUUUACAAUUAGACCAAAAGACAAAAACUUGAUUUUGUAAAUACAGGUUGAGUGCGUAAAAAGAGGCAGUUUUGUGUACUUUCUAAAGUAAAAAUAACUUUUACCAAAUUAUGGAGAGAAAGCUUCAUAAAAAUGGACCUGUAGGGG
Messenger RNA from Leopardus geoffroyi (Geoffroy's cat), 2324 nucleotides. It is a transcript of the gene KIN, whose product is annotated as Kin17 DNA and RNA binding protein. NCBI's taxonomy places the organism in Eukaryota, Metazoa, Chordata, Mammalia, Carnivora, Felidae. Bases 69 to 1286 code for a protein of 405 amino acids. Gene Ontology annotation, cellular component: nucleus. The transcript has 14 exons. Gene Ontology annotation, molecular function: double-stranded DNA binding. Gene Ontology annotation, biological process: DNA replication; DNA damage response. The record is from RefSeq and is a predicted model, not a curated record.